GUUGACAGAAACUUCAAGUCAAAAACAAAAUUUCUCUUUUUGUUUUCUUCAUUUAUUCUUCUCUGCAAUGGCAAAACCAAACCCUAGUAGCUUAGUCGGUUCCAUGGACGAAAUUCGAAAAGUAUUCACCGAACUGGACAAAAACAGCGACGGAAAGAUCUCCAGCGACGAACUAAUCCAAAGCCUCUCAAAACUCGGGACGAAAUUAUCAAUCGACGACGUUCAGUACAUGAUGAAAGAUUUCGACAAAGACGGCAACGGUUACAUUGAUUUCGACGAGUUCGUCGAGUUUAUUCAAUGCAGCGGCGCCGCCGAUACUCCACGCGGAGGAGGGAAUAAGGAUCUGAAGGAUGCGUUUGAUAUGUACGAUAUUGAUAAGAAUGGAUUGAUUUCGGCGCGUGAGCUGCACCAGGUUAUGAAGAUGGUUGGUUUGAAGAGUAGUCUGAGUGAAUGCGCUAAAAUGAUUCGGCAAGUGGAUCAAGACGGUGACGGCAAUGUUAAUUUCGAGGAGUUCAAGAAGAUGAUGACUAACGGGUUAGUGUAGAACCGCUUUUAUCCGUUUUGUAAAUAAUUUGGAUCGAAUGGUCUCUAGUGUCGUUUUGCAUUAUUGUUUCUGCCGUUUUAUUUGAACUUUAGUGCAGCAGAAAGAUUAGUGCAAACUCAUUAUUAGGAGUAGGAAAAUGAAAUCCAUAACCAUUGAUACUAUAUGCAAAUGUACGGUAACGCCGUUAGGGUUUAAUCAACUUCAAGAUUUUAUUUCUGGUUUGA
This is a messenger RNA of Mercurialis annua (annual mercury), 768 nucleotides long. Its product is annotated as probable calcium-binding protein CML23. The transcript has a single exon. The record is from RefSeq and is a predicted model, not a curated record. Bases 68 to 544 code for a protein of 158 amino acids. Gene Ontology annotation, molecular function: calcium ion binding. NCBI's taxonomy places the organism in Eukaryota, Viridiplantae, Streptophyta, Magnoliopsida, Malpighiales, Euphorbiaceae.